This is a messenger RNA of Rosa chinensis, 840 nucleotides long. RefSeq lists its product as uncharacterized. The record is from RefSeq and is a predicted model, not a curated record. Bases 1 to 840 code for a protein of 279 amino acids. The transcript has 2 exons. Gene Ontology annotation, molecular function: RNA-DNA hybrid ribonuclease activity; nucleic acid binding. NCBI's taxonomy places the organism in Eukaryota, Viridiplantae, Streptophyta, Magnoliopsida, Rosales, Rosaceae.
AUGUUGGAUAUCCCCACAGUGAAGGAGUUAGAGAUAGCGACCGCAACUACAAGUCGACCGGAUUUGGCGCGCAUUCCAGAAUACGCCAUAUGGUACCAAGCCACUGUUUCCUUGCAACCCUGGGUAUUAUUUUUUGAUGGCUCAAGAACUGAAACAUUAGCAGGGGCAGGGAUUGGGAUUAUUCUGGAGAACCCAGAGGGCGAUCGUUUCUCUUACUCUUUCCAAUUGGAGUUUAAGUGUACGAACAACCAAGUAGAGUAUGAGGCCCUUAUUAUUGGCCUAGAAGUCUUACUGGAAUUGGGAGUGAGAGACGUUCAGAUCCGCGGCGACUCUCUGCUCGUGAUAAAUCAGCUUCAAGAGAAAUACAGAUGUGUAACCUGGCUGCUCGUACCAUAUUUGAAUCGCCCUAUUGAGCUUCUGGAUCAAUUUGAUGACGCAGAUUUGGAGUACAUCCUUCGCGAGCGCAAUUUCGAAGCUAAUGAACUCGCUCAACUGGCUACAGGCAUUACAUUGAAGUAUGGGGUUCACGAACGCAUUCUGAAAGUCGAGCGUCGCACGCUGCCUUCAUGGCUCGCACUGCCUGACCCGCCGGAUGAUCCGGUUGUCCCGGUCCUAGAGCCAAUUGACGUCGAUUGGCGCAUUCCAUUUAUCGAUUACCUCAAACAACCAGAUCCUACAGCAGACAGGAAGAUUCAUUUUCUUGCCUUAAAUUACCUCCUCAGGGGUGACGAGCUGCGACGACGUGGGGAAGAUGGCAUAGACUUCCGGUUUGGUAUCCCUGAAGUGCUCGUUUCAGACAGGGGGCAGCAUUCAUGGGAGGUGCUGUUGAGCAACUUGUAA